UACUCGAAUCUUCUAGAUUUGUCCGCCGUAUCACUGUAUCUAUUUAGUGUAUAGUAUAUAGUAUAUAGUAUAUACUGUAUCACGAGUGUUCACUGAUUGUUUUCCGACUUGCCGUGUGCUAUACACAUAUAGUAUUUUAUUUGCAGCUGGUCCGACGGUCGCGUCGGAUGCGUUUUCUUCUAGCGGUCAUCGUUAUUUAUUAUUAUUUUUAUCAUUAACAUUAUAGUAGACUCACCCCCAGACCUUUCGACGUUGUCGUUUUUAUUACCGUACCUAUAGGUUUUCUGUUUUUCGACACUUUCCGGCGUUCGUUAGCACGGAUUUUCCGUACGCCGCCGUUUCAAUCGACUAGUCGCGGACGUCCAUUGAUAUUCUCUCGUAAAUUGCACCAGGGACGAUCGAUGCCGUGUCUAGAGUAAUAUGCCUUUUGCUGAUCGUCGGGAUCGUAAUAAGUCAAAGUUGAGCGAUCGUAUUCGCGGCAAAUCUACGGACGAAAUUUUGGAAGAAAUCAACAGAGAGUUUGGCAACACAGGCGGGAAUAGCAUGUUUUUCGACAAAUCUGACUCCAGGACUUCUCCUCCAAGGGAAGAAUUUCCGUUUGAUGAUGACAUGCUAAGAGGUCAUUUGAGUGUCCGCUCACAUUUAGAAGAUUUAGCCAAAAGACACCCAGAUCUCGCCGGUCAUUUGCGUUGUCCACCUUGGGGAGGUGAACCUAGUUCGAAGAGUUGGAGUCGUAAACGUACAGUGUCUGGAGAAGAUAACGUGCCUGAGGGACCAUCAGAUCUUAACCAUAAUUACAACGAUCGAACUGAUUCUAGUCCCGAUAAAAAACGAUUUGAAGAAAACAUGGAUAAGCAAAACCAGCAUCCGUUUGAAAAUAAUUCAAGAUCUCAGGAAAAUGAUGAUAAACCUCAAAGAUUUGUAUCUAAACUAGAAUUUACACCAGUAAAUCCUAUUAAUAAUCAAUCUGAAAAUAUUCAGCCACAUACACAAACACAACCUCAAACUGAUGCUUCUACAACAUCACACGGAAAUCAAAAACAACCUAAUGUGCGACACAUUCCGAUUUAUGUGGAAGGCCGUUCUGAACCUGUAUAUCCAAAGAAUGUUGAUCAACGAUUUAAUGAAAAUAAUAGCUCAACUUUGCCAAAACGAUCUGCUGGUAAACAAACUCCAUUUGCACAACAUCAUUCCUUCCAUGAUCAAAAUACCGCACAACGCCGUCAAACACCUCCAUCCCAAAAUCGUCAGCAAACUCCUCCAAAUGAAACCAGAUCUACUCCUCCGCCUACUCAGCGCCAACAAGUAAAACCAGUAGAUGCUUUGGAAAAAGUGCAAAUUGUUCAAGCCGAUGUAGAAGAAUUGGCGGUAGCUGUUAAUCAAUUUUCAGGUUCCUUACGUAGUGAUAAACAAUAUAUUUAUUUGGAUGAGAUGCUUACAAGAAAUUUGAUCAAGCUAGAUACCAUUGAAACUGAAGGAAGAGAUGAUGUUCGCGCAGCUAGAAAAAAAGCAAUCAAAACUAUCCAGGAUACAAUUUCUAUUUUAGAAAUCAAAGCUCCUCAACCCCAAGAAGAAUCGGCAGGUGAAGAAUUAUCCUCAAAUUCAACUGAAACUGUCCCAGCUGAAAAUGAGACUUUAGAAACUGAAAAAGUAGAAAGCAAUAAUUAAAAUGUAAAAACCAUACCAGUUCAGUUCUAUACAAAAUAUGUUUUAUUUUUUCUGUUUAACAAAAUAUUCUAUAACUAUUGUUCCAAUAUUUCAUUUACAUAUAAGUUUGUUUCUUGCCUGUCAUAUUUUUUUUUCAACUUUCGUAGUUUUUAUUAAUUUAAACAUUUUAUUGUAAUAAUAAUUCUGUGUGAAGACUGGAUACACUGAAAAUGAAUGUGCUUAAAUAUUCAAAUUGUCUUUAAGAUUAUAUUUAGUAGAAGAAAUCAUAUUUUUAAA
This is a messenger RNA of Rhopalosiphum maidis (corn leaf aphid), 1944 nucleotides long. RefSeq names its product BAG domain-containing protein Samui (gene stv). Gene Ontology annotation, cellular component: nucleus; cytosol; cytoplasm. Bases 421 to 1668 code for a protein of 415 amino acids. Gene Ontology annotation, biological process: protein stabilization. The transcript has 3 exons. Gene Ontology annotation, molecular function: protein-folding chaperone binding; adenyl-nucleotide exchange factor activity. Lineage: Eukaryota; Metazoa; Arthropoda; Insecta; Hemiptera; Aphididae. The record is from RefSeq and is a predicted model, not a curated record.